GAGGCGUCGACGUCGAGCUCGUGUUGUUGUGUCCAAGUGCGCAGUGAGAGAAACAUGACGUGGAAGAUUGCCCUCUUGGUGCUCGCCGUGGUCUUCACCGUCGGCUCGGUAGGCGCCAUGAUCGGGGGGUUUCAAGACAUCGACUCCAAUGACGAGGGCGUGCGCAAUGCCCUCAGCUUCUCCGUCGUCCAACACAACCGAAACAGCAACGACAUGUUCCUCAGCCAGGUGGCAGAAGUGAUCAAGGCUGAGAGACAGUUGGUGGCUGGCUACAAAUACCGUUUAACUGUGAGAAUGGCGAAGACCCCCUGCAGAAAGGGCGGCGCCGGGGAGGUGUGUGAGAUCCACCAAGACCCGGCUAACGCUCAGACUUACGAGUGCAUGUUCACCGUGUGGAGCCGUCCAUGGCUCAAUGAAAUCAGGAUGAUCGAGCAGACCUGCUAGAAAGAGAACUAUGAGGGAAAUCAUCCCUGUUGCAGUGUUUGCAGAAUAACCUUCAUACAGAGCAAUAUGUAUUGUCCUGAAGAUGAAGCACAACAUAAUAACCUUUUGAAAGUCAGUGUUUCAGAAUCUCGAUCAAGUAUAGCAUUGUAGAGAUGCAUUUUGCUUUCUAAUGCAUAAUCACUAAGCCAGGCAAAGAACAAAUAAUGUAACUAAAUUGUUGAUCAGGUGGUCUUUUAUUGAUAGUUUGACUCAAUGAUUUACUUUUUUUUUUUAUUCGAAGCACAUGUACACAGAGCACUUUCAGCUGUAACCAAAUAAAAUGAGCUAUAUUAAUGAUGGGGAAACAUUUUGUUACCUUCCUGAUAAUUGCACAGUCCUUCCUCAGUCCAGAUUCACUCAAUAGUGGGACAUUCCAGCUGGUAACAUUGUUUGAAAAGAAACCAAACGGAUGGAUGUAUUAUUUGGUGAAAGAUGACUUUUUACCCAUGCAAUAAUAAAGGUAUGAAGAAGAAGCUCUUUAUGGAACUAUAGCUUUAUAAUAAAUAAAUUGAACUUG
Molecule: messenger RNA, 1000 nt
Organism: Pseudoliparis swirei
Lineage: Eukaryota; Metazoa; Chordata; Actinopteri; Perciformes; Liparidae
Gene: cst3
Product: cystatin C (amyloid angiopathy and cerebral hemorrhage)
Exons: 3
Coding region: 55-444 (129 amino acids)
Molecular function (GO): cysteine-type endopeptidase inhibitor activity
Source: RefSeq, a predicted model, not a curated record